AUGCUCUCGUCGUCGCCCACACCCACAUUACCGUGGGAGGACGAGAUCAUACAAAAUUCACCCAACGUGGUUGAACCACGCGAAGAAUCACAAUUGAAUGACUUGGACUGGUCAUUUGGGUCUUCGAUGUCCAUCUCGUCUCUGGAGAGCCCUGGACAUCCAUCACGUCGCAUGCGAGAGCCGCUGCCUUCCGUCCAUACGCAACCGACUGAGGACCCCUUCGCUAUGCCCUCUUCGAAUGCGCCGCUCGCACCAUUCGUGAAUUUACCACAAAGCGUACCAAACAGCUCGCCUCAUGCGAUGGAAAUCUCUUCGCCUGCGAUAACAUGCACAAUAGGCCCCAGCACGUUAGUGCAAACGGUGGUCCAACCACCGAUUGUUCGACGAUCAGACGCAUCUGUGCGCAAGUCGAUGCCCAUUCUACAUACCAAUACCCCUUUUCGCAAGCCUGCUAGCCCAUUGCAGGAUGCCUCUUUCGAGCAUGAUGGACCUGACCGCUGCGUGUUAUUUUCUGAAGGUCCUUCGAUACCGCCUAAUAAGGACAAGUCCCGCACGCACUUGCGCUCACAAAGUGCAUCACUUUGGUGGCCGCAACAUGACGACCCUGACUCUACGGAAGCCCCCCUGCCCUCCCCGUCACCCGCAGUAUGUUUGGAACCACCGAUUGUCGACGACAGCAAUGCCAGUGAUUCGUUUUUGGCUCCAGCCCCCCCGUCCAAGUCGACGUCACCCAUGGGCGACUACUUUUUCGACCCGCAGUCUCCCCAGGUAAAUGCGCCUGUGCUGCUUCCCUCAUCACCUGUUCCACCUGUUUCUUCAUCCGUUCCUGCCUGUGAUGCAUCUUUGCUAGAGAGUGGAUCGGGAUCCGGUGGAUUGCUAGCAGAGUUCGGCUAUCAGGUGGUGGACUGUCGUUUUGCCUACGAACAUGAAGGAGGACAUAUUAUUAAUUCUGUGAACUUGAAUUCCCUGGAGCAGCUUACCCAGCACUUUUUGAAGCCCGGCCAUGGUCUCCAUGCCAAUCGUGAUAUGCCUGAGCGUACACAGAGUGGUAUGGCUGACAGUUGUGGUGAUACCCGUAAGUUUGUGCUAAUUUUCCACUGCGAGUUUAGCCAGAAACGAGGACCUUCGAUGGCUCUGGCGCUUCGCCAGGCAGAUCGUUCUUUGGCAAGUGACUAUCCGCGGUGUCACUUCCCGGACGUGUAUGUACUGGAAGGAGGUUAUGCCGAGUUUUUCCAGCACUGUCCCGAUUUGUGCGAGCCACGGGCGUAUGUAUCAAUGGAUGACCCACGCCACCUGGAAAAACGUUCGAGUGGCAUGAAUGGUUUUCGCAAGCAAUUUACGCGAAAUCGAAGCUUUGCCUAUGGUGAUGGCAAUCCAGCUGGCACUGCUCUUGCCUCCGCCGCCUUUGGCAUGAACCGUGUGAUGAGCAUGGCUCCGAGACCCUCUGCACCUGCGUUCCUUCCGCAGCAACUCUACUCCACUGCCCCCAUUAAUCCGCCCGUGUCACGCAUGGAGCCUCUAAGAGCGGACAAGCUUGCACCCCCCGAUAUGGCUCGAGACACAAGCUUUUCUUCCUGUGACUCUUCGUUCGAGGGUGGUGAUGGCGACUCACCUUGUGCUGCUGCUGGCACCCGCCGGCCCGUACUGCAAGAUGCGCUUCAGCAACAACGCCCGGCCUUUACCCAACCCUUUAUGCGUCGUGCGGAAUCUACCUCUGUUGUUAUACUGCCCAUGUAA
This is a messenger RNA of Malassezia sympodialis ATCC 42132, 1737 nucleotides long. It is a transcript of the gene MIH1, whose product is annotated as putative tyrosine protein phosphatase MIH1. Gene Ontology annotation, molecular function: protein tyrosine phosphatase activity. Gene Ontology annotation, biological process: G2/M transition of mitotic cell cycle; positive regulation of G2/MI transition of meiotic cell cycle; positive regulation of G2/M transition of mitotic cell cycle. The record is from RefSeq and is a predicted model, not a curated record. Lineage: Eukaryota; Fungi; Basidiomycota; Malasseziomycetes; Malasseziales; Malasseziaceae. Gene Ontology annotation, cellular component: nucleus; cytoplasm.